Messenger RNA from Prunus armeniaca (apricot), 1941 nucleotides. The record is from the annotation of a GenBank genome assembly. NCBI's taxonomy places the organism in Eukaryota, Viridiplantae, Streptophyta, Magnoliopsida, Rosales, Rosaceae.
AUGGAUGCGCGUCGCGCCUCGCGAACCUUGAUCGACCCCAAGGUCCGCCAAGUCGGCUUCUUCACCCCCAACGCCGAUACCGCACCCAGUCGGACCCUGUCCGGUCCGCCAAUCACGAGCUCACCUCCUCUCCCCGAAUCUCCGGCGAGCAACUCCCUCUAUCCUGUCAUGAUCCCUCCGUCGCGUCACCUUUCCGACACCGUCGCGAUCCGUACGGCCGCCUUGCCGGUGCCAGAAUCGGCGUCAUGGCGCAAGGAAGCCGGGGAGCGCGUGCCGGUGGGCAGCUACAACCCCUCGGAGUCGUUGUUAGGUACCUCGCCGGUGACAGCCUCGCCUUCUAGUCGGGUUGGAGAUGGGACACUUGAGUUCUCGGACGAGUCCUCGGUCCGAUGGUAUCGGCGGAGCGACUCCGGAAAGUUGGCUUCGAGUUUUCCCGGCGGAGGAUUCGACUCGGCCACAGUGAAAGCUCCUCUUCAAGUUCCUGAAAAGAGCGGAGAGGAGGUUUCAAAGGAGCAAAAGGAAGUUCCAUCAAAUUCAGAACCCUUGAAGUCCAAGACAACAACAAAAGCUGAAAGGCGUGCCUUGCAGGAGGCUCAACGCGCUGCAAAAGCUGCUGCUAAAGCUGAGGGGAAAAAACCUGCUGCUGUAUCUCGGGGUGGGGCUCCUGGUAAGCCUGCAAAGCAGUCUGUGCAAAAGAAGGAUCCUCCUCCAGUUGCAUCUUCGGUGGCUGCUUCUGACAAGAAGGGGGGUGAUCGACCACCAGAGAAAGAAAGGAAGAAAGAUGUUCCUGCGCCACGUAUGCAGUUUGAUGAUAAGAACCGAGUGGAUAAGGCAAAAAGGCGUGCAGUGGUCAAUCAGACUGAAGCUAAAAACAGAGUUGAACUGUUCCGGCAUUUGCCUCAAUAUGAACAUGGAACUCAGCUUCCUGAUCUUGAGUCAAAGUUUUUCCAACUUGAUCCUAUGCAUCCUGCCAUUUAUAAGGUUGGACUGCAGUAUUUGGCUGGAGAAAUAUCGGGGGGUAAUGCUCGUUGUAUCGCAAUGCUUCAAGCAUUUCAGGAAGCCAUUAGAGACUACACCACACCUCCAGAGAAAACCCUUGUCAGAGAUUUAACAGCAAAAAUUAGUAGUUAUGUCUCAUUUUUCAUUGAAUGCAGGCCACUUUCGAUUAGCAUGGGAAAUGCAAUUAGGUUUCUGAAGAGUCGUAUUGCCAAAUUGCCCUUGACUCUAUCUGAAUCUGAAGCGAAAUCUACACUUUGUUCAGAAAUUGACCGUUUUAUAAAUGAGAAGAUAAUACUUGCGGAUAAGGUGAUAGUUAGGCAUGCUGCUACGAAGGUCAGGGACGGGGAUGUCCUUCUCACAUAUGGAUCAUCAUGUGUUGUUGAGAUGCUGCUGCUAUAUGCCUAUGAACUGGGGAAACAGUUCCGUGUUGUGGUAGUAGACUCACGUCCGAAGCUUGAAGGCCAAGCAUUACUUCGCAGGCUAGUGGCAAAGGGUCUGAGUUGUACAUAUACUCAUAUAAAUUCUGUGUCUUAUAUCAUGCAUGAAGUAACACGAGUGUUUUUGGGAGCUGCCUCGGUAUUAUCUAAUGGAACUGUAUAUUCGAGAGUAGGAACUGCUUGUGUUGCUAUGGUUGCUCAUGCAUUUUGUGUUCCAGUCUUAAUUUGCUGUGAAGCUUACAAGUUUCAUGAAAGGGUACAGCUUGAUUCAAUUUGCUCUAACGAACUAGGUGACCCAGAUGCUAUUGCGAAGGUUUCUGGAAGAACUGAUGUAAAUUAUCUGGAUAAUUGGGCUAAUAAGGAAAAUCUGCAACUUCUGAAUUUAAUGUAUGAUGCUACUCCAUCAGAUUAUAUAUCUAUGAUUGUCACAGAUUACGGCAUGAUUCCACCCACAAGCGUGCCUGUCAUUGUGCGCGAAUAUGGGAGAGAGCACUUAUGGACAUAG